Molecule: messenger RNA, 561 nt
Organism: Periconia digitata
Lineage: Eukaryota; Fungi; Ascomycota; Dothideomycetes; Pleosporales; Periconiaceae
Source: the annotation of a GenBank genome assembly
AUGUCCCUCACGUCGCUCCUCGCCCCCUUCACGCUCCCGCUAGCAUCCCUCUUCGCAAUCCCUUUCCUAUCUAGCACCUCCACAUCUCUCAAUCUUUUGUUCUUCUCUCUGACAUGGACCACCCUCGCUCUCUCCUACUCGCCGCUGCAGCUCGAGUUCUUCGCGCCACUAUUCCUGCGCACUGUGCUGUACCUCCUCCCCGCUGCGCUUUUCCUUUUGCUCGAUCUGGCAGUGCCCAGCUUGAUGGUCGAGUUCAAAGCGCAGCGUGAGUGGGGGCUGCCGGGACGUCAGAAAGGUGGCGCGAGAAAGGUGAGAAGGGUGGUUGCAUGGAGUGUGUUGAACGUAGUGUUGGCAGUGGGCUUACAGGCCGGUGUUGAAUGGUGAGUCCUUUUUCUCAUAUCUCUACUUUCUUUUUCUCGAUAGAACAUACCGUUUAUCUCACCAUGCUUUCUUUUUUGGGGUCCAAGUCUGUCAGCUCCAUCACAAUCCACAAGAUGUGUGGAAAUGAGGGUGAUAAACUGGGGGAGUGUAGAAAACUGUGUCUGUGUGUGUUGGUUGGAU